Messenger RNA from Mesorhabditis belari, 930 nucleotides. The record is from the annotation of a GenBank genome assembly. NCBI's taxonomy places the organism in Eukaryota, Metazoa, Nematoda, Chromadorea, Rhabditida, Rhabditidae.
AUGGAGGUGGCGCGUCAACGCGUCGAUGUGAGACCUCUUACUAAUGGAGGGCCGCCAAGAAAAACCCAACCACUUCUUCCAACUAGAUCAUUAUCACCGAGAAAAACGAUUCAAGAAGAAGUACAGCCAUCUACCUCAGAAAUUUGGGAGAAAAAAGAAGAUUUGGGAAAAUUAUCGAAAAAAGUGGCAAGAAAAAAGGAAAAUGGAGAUAUUGGAGUCAUUCUACGAGUGCCAACUGAAGAAGAGAUCCCAAAAUUGCCACAAAAUGGAGCACUUAGAAAUCAUUUGCGAAUCCCGAAUGGAGAUGUUGACAAUAGUCGAAAAGAGACAGUGCACACGUAUGACUUUGGUGAUGAUCCAAUGCCGCCGGAUACCUGUUGUUGUGGAAAAUUCUUUAUUUUAAGAGGCUGUCGUUUCGUCGCAAUUAUUAGCUUAAUAUCAGUGCUUGCGAACACUGUACUUUAUGCGUUUGGAUUCACGAGAUUUGGUGUAUCAGCUUGGAUUGAAAUCGGUGUCUUGGUGCUCGAGUUUCUCACAAUUUUCAUGCUCUUUUGUGGUUUGGCAAGAAAAAGAUCCGGCUUUCUUAAACCAUAUCUUUUUUUCAAUACAAUAUGGGCGAUAUGUCUUUGUAUUUUGUUUAUUAUGUGUUUAUGGCAAUUGAUACGAGGAGGCAAUCUAUCAGCAAAUCUUUGGCGUAAUCUAAAAGCUCUUAAAUCGCAAUCCGAUCAAGAACGAAUUAGAGAUGUUUAUCGAAAAAAAGAAGAUAUAAAUGCUGCUUUACUCGGCAUGGCUACAGCCACCGCAAUGACCGCUCUAGCCUCGCUUAUCGUUGUCGAUUUCCUUUUUGUACAGAUCGUUUACCGAACAUUUCACUAUCUCGCCUAUAAAGAGGACAAAGCAAAAGAAGACAAUGUGGGCUCGCAAAAUUGC